Molecule: messenger RNA, 2810 nt
Organism: Equus caballus (horse)
Lineage: Eukaryota; Metazoa; Chordata; Mammalia; Perissodactyla; Equidae
Gene: ITIH3
Product: inter-alpha-trypsin inhibitor heavy chain 3
Biological process (GO): hyaluronan metabolic process
Molecular function (GO): serine-type endopeptidase inhibitor activity
Source: RefSeq, a predicted model, not a curated record
CUCAUAUAAGGAGCACUGCCUGGCCAGCGGGCUCAGCAAUGGCGUCUGCUCAGUGGCCCUGCCUCAUCUUGGCCCUGCUCUCCUACUUGGCAGCCUCCGGCUUCCCAAGAAGCCCCUCCCGGCCGCUCGGGGUGGUCGACAGCAUUGAGGUCUACAGUACCAAGAUCAGCUGCAAGGUGACCUCCCGCUUUGCUCACAAUGUUGUUACCACGAGGGCCGUCAACCGUGCAGACACUGCCAAGGAGGUUUCCUUUGACGUGGAGCUGCCCAAGACAGCCUUCAUCACCAACUUCACCUUGACCAUUGACGGUGUUACCUACCCUGGGAAUGUCAAGGAGAAGGAAGUUGCCAAGAAGCAGUAUGAAAAGGCUGUAUCCCAGGGCAAGACAGCUGGCUUGGUUAAAGCCUCUGGGAGGAAGCUGGAGAAAUUCACAGUCUCAGUCAACGUGGCUGCAGGCAGUAAGGUCACCUUUGAGCUUACCUACGAGGAGCUACUGAAGAGGCACAAGGGCAAGUAUGAGAUGUAUCUCAAGGUCCAGCCCAAGCAACUGGUCAAGCACUUUGAGAUCGAGGCAGACAUCUUCGAGCCCCAGGGCAUCAGCACACUGGACGCUGAAGCCUCAUUUGUCACCAAUGACCUCCUGGGCAGUGCCCUCACCAAGUCCUUCUCAGGGAAAAAGGGCCACGUGUCCUUCAAGCCCAGCUUGGAUCAACAGCGUUCAUGCCCAACCUGUACAGACUCACUCCUCAACGGAGAUUUCACCAUCACCUAUGAUGUGAACAGAGAGUCUCCAGCCAACGUACAGAUAGUCAAUGGCUACUUCGUGCACUUCUUUGCACCUCAAGGCCUUCCAGUGGUGCCUAAGAAUGUGGUCUUUGUGAUCGAUGUCAGCGGUUCCAUGUACGGUCGGAAAAUACAGCAGACAAAGGAUGCCCUCCUCAAAAUCCUGGAGGAUGUGAAAGAGGAUGACUACCUGAAUUUCAUCCUGUUCAGUGGGGAUGUGACUACUUGGAAGGACAAUUUAGUUCAAGCCACUCCUGAGAACAUCCAGCAGGCCAGGGAGUUCGUGAUGAACAUUCACUCUCAAGGAAUGACCAACAUCAAUGACGCGCUGCUGAGGGGCAUCAGCAUGCUGAAUAAGGCCCGGGAGGAGAAUGCAGUCCCAGAGAGAAGCACGUCCAUCAUCAUCAUGCUGACCGACGGAGAUGCCAAUGUUGGUGAAAGCAAACCCGAAAAAAUCCAAGAGAAUGUGCACAACGCCAUCAGGGGCAAGUUCCCUCUAUAUAACCUGGGCUUUGGCAACAAUCUGAAUUAUAACUUCCUGGAGAGUAUGGCCCUGGAGAACCACGGGCUUGCCCGGCGCAUUUAUGAGGAUUCUGAUGCCAACUUGCAGUUGCAGGGCUUCUACGAGGAGGUUGCCAACCCGCUGCUGACAAGUGUGGAGGUGGAGUACCCUGAGAACGCCAUCCUGGACCUCACCCAGAACACUUACCAGCACUUCUAUGAUGGCUCAGAGAUCGUGGUAGCUGGGCGCCUGGUGGACAAGGACUUGAACAACUUUAAGGCAGAUGUGAAGGGCCACGGGGCCAUCAAUGAUCUGACCUUUACAGAGGAGGUGGACAUGAAGGAGAUGGAGGAGGCCCUGCGGGAGCGGGACUACAUUUUUGGGAACUACAUUGAGCGGCUCUGGGCCUACCUCACCAUCGAGCAGCUGCUGGAGAAACGCAAGAACGCCCAUGGCGAGGAGAAGGAGAACCUCACGGCCCAGGCCCUGGACCUAUCCCUCAAGUACCACUUUGUGACUCCACUCACCUCCAUGGUGGUGACCAAGCCCGAGGACAAUGAGGACCAGACGGCCAUUGCUGACAAGCCUGGGGAAGGGCCUACGGAUGCAGAAGUGACCCCCUCCAUGGCCUACCUGACCAGCUACCAGCGUCCGCAAACACCCUACUACUACGUGGAUGGGGACCCCCACUUCAUCAUCCAAGUCCCAGAGAAAGACGAUGCCAUCUGCUUCAACAUUGACGAAGACCCAGGCACAGUGCUGCGUCUCAUUCAGGACCCCAUCACAGGCCUCACAGUUAAUGGGCAGAUCAUUGGUGACAAGAGAGACAGCCCUGACUCCAAGACCAGCAAAACUUACUUUGGCAAACUGGGCAUUGCCAACGCUCAGAUGGACUUCCAGAUUGAGGUGACACCAGAGAAGAUCAUCCUGCGGAAUGGGGCUGCACAGAGCACUUUCAGCUGGUUGGACACCGUCACAGUCAGGCAGGAUGGGCUGUCCGUGACGAUCAACAGGAAGAAGAACAUGGUGAUCUCCUUUGGAGAUGGGGUUACCUUUGUGGUCGUCUUGCACCAGGUGUGGAAGAAACAUCCUGUCCACCAGGACUUUCUGGGCUUCUACGUGGUGGACAGUCACCGGAUGUCAACACAGACACACGGGCUGCUGGGACAAUUCUUCCACCCCUUCGAGUUUAAAGUGUCUGAUGUCCACCCCGGCUCUGACCCCACAAAGCCAGAUGCCACCAUGGUGGUGAAGAACCACCGGCUGACAGUCACCAGGGGCUCCCAGAAAGACUACGGGAAAGAUGUCAGCAGUGGCACGAAGGUGACUUGCUGGUUCGUCCACAACAAUGGGCAAGGGCUGAUUGAUGGUGUCCAUAGCGACUACAUUGUCCCCAGCCUGUUCUGAGUAGAAACAUCAGCUCCUGCUGAGACAGCUGGCCUGGCUUGCCUGGCAUCUGGAACAGAGGCACAGUGCGAGGCCUGACGGAGGGCUGUAAUAAUAAAGCCUGAGGUGGAAAAAGAC